Paramecium primaurelia is the source of this 1204-nucleotide messenger RNA. Lineage: Eukaryota; Ciliophora; Oligohymenophorea; Peniculida; Parameciidae. The record is from the annotation of a GenBank genome assembly.
AUGAAAAAGCAAGCUAAAUCAAAGAGUCCUGAUUAACAUAUUGAAUAAAUUAUGAAGAAUAAAUAAUAAAAGCUUGAGGAAGAUGAAUAUUAAACUUUAGAAUUAACAAGAAUGACUUCACUUAAUAAAAUAAAUACUGAUGGGUAAAACUUUUACAUAAAUAUUUUGCAUGGUAAUUAAGAAAUGCCAAUAAAUUUAUCUUAAUAUUUACAUGAAUAAGUAAACUUUAUAGAUAAUAUUUUAGUAUGCCUUAACUCAUUCUUUCAAAAAUUAUCCUCCAGAAUAAUAUUAUGGGAAUUGUGAAUACAAAUUAAAAAUAAUCAAAGUUGAUUAAUGUAAAAUGGAACAUAGAACUACUUAAAUGUAAUUUAGGUAAAUUACUUAAAUAUAAAUGAAUAGAUUAGAUGAAGGAAAAGGUAUUGCAUAUUAUAGAGUUGGUGUUGAAGAUGAUGGAACUCCAACUGGUAUAAAUUUAAAUGAAAUGUUGGUAUCAAUAUAAUGGCUUAUUAAAUUUGCAAAUAAUAACAAAGCUGAAAUCAUAUUAUAGAAGAUGCAUUAAGGAAGAACUAAUUCAUAAAAGAUAGCUGAAUUCAUGGUGAGAAGAAGAUUAUAGGAUUCAAUUAAGACUGAUAUUAGAGUAGUAAUGUUAGGAUAGGUGAAUUCAGGAAAGUCAUCUUUAAUUGGAAUGAUUACAACAGGAAAAUCUAAUAUUGGAAGAUAAUAAUUUGGUAAAUUAUUUAGAUAAGUUGUUGGAUUUGAUAGUAAAGGAAAAGUAGUGAAUAAAAUAAAUUUAUUGGGAUAGGAAAAAGAAGAUGAAUAUGUUUUUGAAAAUGCAACAAAAAUAAUAACUUUUAUUGAUUUAUUAGAAAGACAACAUUGUAAUAAUAAUGAAGCAAUGUAAAAUAUUUAAUCUCAAUUUCCUAAUUAUUUCAUGUUAGUAAUUAAUGCUAUUUAGUAANAUAUAUAUAAUUAUUAUAAUAAAUCUUAAAUAAUUAUUAUUGAAAUAGAAUAUAGAAUAUUUAUAUAAGAUAAUAAUUAUUAUUUUUAUUAUUUUGUAAUUAAAUUUAUGAAUUCUAGUUGUUCCUUAAUUAUUUGGCUUAAAUUAUAAAGUUAUAGUCGAAAUAAGUUAUUAAAUAAAUAGUAUCUUAUAAAUUAUAGAACAACUAGAAUAUAAAAAUUUUAUUUUAUAAAUUAUCUACUUUGA